AUGAGCUGGUAUGGUGCGGCAAACUAUGUGUGCAAAUUGGGUGUGCACACUGUUGUGCAGCCCGUGCUGUGGAUGACCCAACAACAGCAACAGCAACAACAACAACAGCAGCAACAGCAGAGCGGUGUGGUUUCUUCCUGGCUCGCCUCCUCUGCAUCAGCAAGCAGUCUCGUCACCUCCAACCCCAGCAAAACCAGCAACAGCGCCAGUCACGACGGCAGCAACAGCGUUGGGUCUGUGCGACCGUUACACACCGUCUUGAAACAAGAGCGACAAGCUCUCAGCACCACACCGCAUGGGCACCCAAUCUCACAGGAUGCCCUUGCAGUGCCACCCACGCCCACAUCCACGAGCUCAGCGACGCGUGUUGCCAGUGCUUCCGGUACCGCCGACGGACAAAAUCGUCGUCCUGCUUCUCGCGUGCAUGCCAUAAACACACCACACACCCAGCAGACGCACGGCUCGCCGAGGCCUCAGCGUACACACGGCGUCACUGCACACCAUGCGGUGCCCCGAUCACUCACCCGUCUUGUGCUGGACCCGAAGGGCAAACGACACACAACCUCUGAUAGCCAACACACCAACCAAGAACAACGGCAGUCACAAUUGCAAACAGAUUCACGCAAACAGCAGCCUCAAACACCAAGCCCAGUGAAAGAAAAGGCGAGCUUCAAUGCAAGUUUACACGCGUGCGCAUCUGGGCUGCACCUCUCGCUGUCCCUCCUGAGCUGUGCCAGCUUGCCACACCUGGGCAGCUCGCUGGUCUCGCGCGCGUACCCGAGCAUCGCCAACAUGAUGGACCUUGACGCCGACAGCGACGGCACUGGCGAUGACGUUGGUGGUGAUGAUAUGGAUGAUGGAGGAGACGGCAUCAGCGAUGUGGAAGACAUUGAUGCGAGCGAGGUGCUGCUGCCAACGCCAGCGCUGGCCGAUGCGUUUGCAGACGCGCUGUUGCAGUGCUGCACCGAAGGAAAGGUGUCUGUCGUGCAGCGCACACUCGAGGUAACUCCGGCACUGGUGACACACGUGCGGGCAAGCGACGGCGCCCAGCCCAUCCACGCAGCAGCAGCAGCAGGGCAGGUGGACGUGCUCCUGUGCCUCAUUGCGCUUGGUGCAGACAUCACAGCAACGACGACACACACACGGGAGACGGCGCUUCAUCUAGCCGCGCGCGGGGAUCAUGCCCUCGCUGCCACCGCCAUCCUGGACCAGACGGCCGGCGCUCUUCUCGUCAACUGCACCGAUGCACGAGGCGCCACACCGCUGUACAUGGCCUGCUACAACGGGCACACGCGCGUGGCAAAGACGCUCGCCCUCGCCGGCGCCAACCACUCGGCCACGCACGCGUCUGGAGCAACGGCGCUGCACAUUGGCGCGUGGAAGGGCCACGCGGCCGUGGUCCGGUUGCUUGCAUGCACGGCACCCGCGCUCAUCAACGCGCAGACGUGUGCGGGCGCAACGCCGCUGCUUGCUGCCUGCACAAACGGGCACGCGGAUGUUGUUGAGUUUCUGCUCUGCCACGGCGCCAACCCGCUGGUGCGCAUGUACGACGGAACCACGUGCCUGCAGGCAUCGCGGCGCGGCGGCUACGUGGAGAUUGAGGCCAUGCUGCUGUACGCCAUUGCCCACAUCCGCGCGCACACGUGGGACUUUGUCUUUGACUGCGACGUGCCGGUCGAAGAGGGGGAGGUGGAUGUGACAGAUGACGUCGAUCUGACGGAGGAGGUGGGUGUGGUGGAAGAGAUGGAUGUGACAGAAGACGUUGGGGCGACAGUGGAGGUGGUUCAAGCUGAGCAGAAAAGAGCGAUGAUGCAAGAAGGAGAUGAACACGCGACAGAUGCGACCACGGCUGCAGGGAGGCGGGAUAAGCGCCACGGCAUCAACAAUGGCGUGCAGUGGCUUGAAAAGGAAGGGAACAAGUCACUUGGUAACAAUGAUGACGGUAAUGGUGGUGAUGACACCGUGUGCGGCGUUGGGCGUUCGUCUGUUGUGUCGUGGACACUUGGCUGUGAUGACAGUGACGACGCGAGUGACAGCGACAACUUUAUCAAUGACGAUGGCGACGGCGCCAAUGAGUAUGACAACGAGUAUGAUGAUGAUCGCGAGUACGACGCUGAUGAUUAUGAUGAUGGCCACUGUGCUGCAGCUCGGCGGGUGUGGCGGGCGCAGGUGUGGCGGGAGCUGCUGGUGCUCAGUGGCAGCGACGACGACGACGACGACGACGACGACGAUCAUGGUGGGUGCGAUGGGUGUGGUGAGGUGAUGGUCGACUGGGACUGCAACAUCCUUGCUGACAGUGAGCAACGACGAGAAGAUGGCUGUGCAGAGGUGCUCCAGCAUAAGCUGAACCUGCAACAACAACAACACCACCUCCGUGACCACCACCGCCGCCGCCACAGCAGCAGCAGCAGCAGCAGCAGCAGCAGCAGCAGCAGCAGCAGCUUCACCACAGCGACACCAACAACAACAUCAACAACAACAUCAACAACAACAGCAACAUCAGCAACAGCAUCAACAACAGCAACGUCCGACACGGCAAGAACGGCGACGUGGGUGGUGACGGCUGACGGGCACCCCGUGCUGGCAUCAAAAGUGGAGGAGAUCAGACAACAGCUGCUGCUGCACGACAUUCAAGCCGAUAUCAGCACCAGCACUCUGCCAUCCACAGCACUGCUCGCUGACAGUUGUACUGUAAGUAGUGGUGAUGGCGGUGCGCAGUGCGACCGGCGGCGCCGGUCGAUGCAGCGCGCAGCAGUGAAGAGAAGUCGCAGGUGUGCACGCACCUCCGCCAUGAACGAUAACGACAACGACAACGACAACGACAAUGAUGGUGGUGAGGGACCGGUUGUGCGGCAGCGUUCACGGUUUCGCCUCAACAGCGAUGAUGACUUUGACCUCGUUGGUGCAGUGUUGCCGCGGCAGCCGGCGCUGCUUGCACACGCACACGUGCACUGGUGCUCUUCCAGCGACGGCCGCAUAGUGGAGGUUGGCGAUGGUGAUGACGACAACAGCAGUGAGAAAGACAGGCGCGUGCGCGUUGAGCGUGGCAGCGUGGCAGCACGAUCCGGGCUGAACAAGCGGGGGCGCAGACGACGCGCACCGCCACCGUCUGUCAUGUUUCCCGAGUCCCUCAGUCCUUUUGCGUUUGCACUCGCCAUGCCAUCAAGUUAAACGCCAUUUGUGGUGUGUGUUCGUGUGUGUGUGUGUGCUCGUGUGUGUGUGUGUGUGUGUGUACGUGCAUGUGCUUGUGUGUGACGUCACAUCAUGUAUCACUGGUUCGCGCGUCGUCCAGGGCGUUGAGCGCCUUGCGAUAUGACGUGAUGUGAUGAUUGGUUAGGUAGGGAUGCAAGUCAAUCAAGGUGUCACACCCUUCUUGACAACAGCUCGCAUCAACACAUUUGACGCUAGAUGACACAAUGGAGACUUUUGGAAUUGUUCGUGAUGAUGUGAUUUCUUACUUGCUUGCUGGCACAAGUGCACUCACAUCACGGUGCCAAUGUAAACAAACGACAAC
Messenger RNA from Salpingoeca rosetta, 3514 nucleotides. RefSeq lists its product as uncharacterized. Gene Ontology annotation, molecular function: protein binding. The record is from RefSeq and is a predicted model, not a curated record. NCBI's taxonomy places the organism in Eukaryota, Choanoflagellata, Craspedida, Salpingoecidae. The transcript is spliced from 3 exons. The coding region runs from base 1 to 3171 and encodes 1056 amino acids.